GGUGCUCUCUGUGUCAUCUAUAUAAAGGGUCGUUAGACAGCAACUCCCAGAUCUUCCAUCAUCAUUUCUUCACUCAUCAGCAGCUAUGGCUUCUUUUCUCACUCUGCUGGGAGCUGUGCUCUGCUCCCUCAUGGUUUCUUCUCAAGUCGUACCUCAGGCAGACUUUGAUUUACAGGCGAUUGCUGGUAAGUGGUAUCAUAUUGGACUUGCCACGAAUGCUGAGCGUUAUGUCAGUCGCAGAGGGAAGAUGAACAUGGGCACUUACGUGAUUACCCCACUUCCAAAUGGGGAUCUGGAUUUGUUAUACUCCAGUGUCUAUAAUGGUACAUGUCGGAAAAUGGACAAAGUUGCCAAUAAGACUGAUGUGCCUGGAAAGUACAGAUCCAUAAGUCGACGCACGGGACACUUGAGUGUGUUGUCCAUAGUUGAUGUGAAAUAUGAUGAAUACGCUCUGACUCACGCUGUAAACACCAAGGAGAAUGACACCUAUAUUGUUAACAAACUAUAUGGACGUGAUGCGGAUCUCAGCGCUGAGGUGCAGGAGAAGUUCAGGCAGUUCUCCUUGCAGACUGGCGUCCUUCCUGAAAAUGUCAUGUUCUUUCCCAAAAGCGAGGAGUGUACAUCUGCCUAAUCUUCAGUCCCAGUUAUCAUGGAUGCUACCUGAGGACUUUAAAACCUACUAUGUAAAUUUAACUGAGUGCCAUCUUGUGUAACAAUAAAAAAGCAAACAUCUACAA
Molecule: messenger RNA, 737 nt
Organism: Archocentrus centrarchus (flier cichlid)
Lineage: Eukaryota; Metazoa; Chordata; Actinopteri; Cichliformes; Cichlidae
Product: lipocalin-like
Exons: 6
Coding region: 86-631 (181 amino acids)
Molecular function (GO): small molecule binding
Source: RefSeq, a predicted model, not a curated record